Messenger RNA from Frankliniella occidentalis (western flower thrips), 2606 nucleotides. Its product is annotated as trypsin-like. Gene Ontology annotation, molecular function: serine-type endopeptidase activity. Lineage: Eukaryota; Metazoa; Arthropoda; Insecta; Thysanoptera; Thripidae. Gene Ontology annotation, biological process: proteolysis. The record is from RefSeq and is a predicted model, not a curated record. Bases 20 to 943 code for a protein of 307 amino acids. The transcript has 9 exons.
GGUACUCACGAAGGGUCACAUGCACCACGAUCGAGUGCUUGGUUUACGGCUUGUGAAGCUAGCAACUACUGCGGGCUACAGUGCUGUAUCCCGUGCACUGCGACCUGGCUCAGCGACUCGGCAGAACAUGGCUUGGUUGCCCAUCUCCAUUGUUUGCGCUACGGCAGUUUUAGAAACAUUUGCCCUUGAUGGGUUAUUAGACGAAAAGAUCAUCGGCGGAACAGUAACGCAUGUGGAUGAUGCCAAAUUCAUGGCACAAGUUAUUACCUACAAUUACGAAUCAGACAAAAAUGUUGAGAUUUCAUCGUGUGGAGGGUCUCUGAUAUCAACCACUCACGUUUUAACGGCGGGGCACUGUGCAGGGAAACCGACGGAGACUGUGGUUUUUGCUGGUUCGUCCGAUUUCAUGAAGACAGGCAAACGUGGAAGUGCUUACGGUGUAAAGGACAUAAGGGUCCACCCGAAAUACCACGCUGUUUACCUAAAGAAUGGGAGUAGCUAUGCAAAUUAUGAUGUUGCGGUAAUAAAACUCAGGUCAGCCGUACCCCUAGGUGCUAAAACUGGUGUCAUAUCUAUAACCAAAGUGAACGCACCUCCCAAACCUGGUACACCUCUUACAAUCGCGGGAUGGGGAAUAUACAAGACCAACAGUGACAGCAGUUCCAAGCAGCUGAGGAGAGGAGUAUACACUGCUCUGAGCCGCACCAUAUGUUCGAACAAACUUGGGUCCACGUUUACAGAGCAAGAAAUCUGUACAACCUCUUUUCCAAACUCGGCAUUUUGCAGCGGAGAUUCCGGUGGCCCAGCUUACGUUGGCACACUCCAGUACGGUAUCGUUUCCUGGGGAGACUGCGGGCAAAAGUACUUCCCCAGCGUUCUUACGAACUUAGCGAAUCCUGAAAUUAACUCAUUUGUCCGAAAUAUGUUAAAAACAAUGCAAUGAUUAAUUUAUGGCGUUAAACUGAAUAAUCUGCACAAAGCAAUAAAAUGAUUGAAUCGUGGACAAUACUAUUUAUAUAUAUACAUGUGUGUGUGUGUGUGUAUUUGUAUACAUAUAUGUGUGUAUAUAUUCGAAGGCAAAUAUAUGGACCGUUAUGUCGGACCUUUAGACCAAGAAGAUGUUGAUCUGCAUUGGAAUAUAAGUCUAGUCAGAUUUCAGGGUGAUACGAUACCGGAUAUGUGGCCAAUAUCUAAUACAAAUAGAUAGCAGCCGAUUCACAUUUGAUCCGCCAACUAACUAACGAAAAAAGUUUUUAGUUCUAGCUCAUAAAGGUUUUUAAAAGAACAAGAAAACUGGCAGCGCAAAGUACUCAAAAAAUCAGAAAACGACAUGUAAGUGUAUUAAAAGUAUAACCCUGAGACAAAGUGAACCAUAUUUUAGGCGAAGCGAUUGCUUUGCCAGCGCGGCCGACAGUCUUUCUCUGCUAGUCUGUGCACAUGUGCUUUGAUUGUAUCCCGUGGGAGCCCUACACAGCUCAUUUCACACUGCGGGCCUAUCUUGUCACAAAGUAUCCGAAACGUAACAAAAACGUUUUCAUUUUUCAAAUGCUCCGCUUGCGUGCUUUUCUAUUCGCAACACGCGACACACGUUGUGCGCUGUAUCGAGUUCUCUGCAGUCUGUGUGGCCCGCACGCUCGCCCACCAUGGCGCUCCUGGCGCCCGCCAGCGCGCUCGCUAUCUAUCUCAUGUGGUCAAAAAUCCUAUCCGGGUGCCUGGCUUCGCCAUUUGCAGGACCAUAUAUUGCGUACUCGGAAUCCGUCUCUCAAUGCGCUGAUGAUGAGUCUACCCACGAGAGCACCUUGUUCGUGGCUCUCACACCUUUCGACAAAUCCAAUCCAUUUAGACUUCAAAAGCUGUACGGCAACGUUACUAUGAAGAAAACAACAAAGUUUAACGAUGAAUAUUGGGUACGAGUGCGUCUGGACUCAUGGUCAAUCAACGGCUGGAAAGAGAAUGCGUUCAUAUUUAACUUUCCGACGUCAGGUUGCUCUGUCAGUCGUCACCACAUGCCAGGUGUGGUGCGCAUCGUAUUUGGGGAGGAUUUUAUGAAAAGCGACCCUUGCCAUCUCGAAACGAAAAACUACACGAUUCCCAUGCAAUACGUAAACUGGACUUUUCCACAUUUCCCAGUCAUGCCAUAUGGUCACUGGCGAUUUCAUCUCACUCUUGGUCACGAACGAGUGACUGGGACUUGCGUAAAUGUCGUUUGUCACACUAUUCCUAAGCCAAAAGUGGGCAGAUCUGGUUAAGACCAUUCGGGCACUUAUUUGAGCCGAAUAACAUUAAUGUAGCCCCCUCCCGGUCACCGCCAUCCUGGCCCCGGGAGACUUCUGCAGGUCCCUGAUCACUAUGUGUGAGGACUCAUCAUGGAGAGGGCCUCACUGUCGAAAAGCUGCACCAACUAGCCAAUGUCUACGGAGCCGCACACGAGGAGUUCGUGUUGAAGGCCAAUGCAGACAAGUCCGAAUGAGCGGUUAACCGUUCCGCUACAAGAUCGCUUCGAGAAGAUAGCGGAGGAGUAACUGCAGUCAACUACUCCCCCCCCCCCUCCCCCAAUAUAUGUAAAUUGUUUUGGAACUAAAUAAACUGAGUUUGUUCUUUAGGGA